Paramecium tetraurelia is the source of this 2175-nucleotide messenger RNA. RefSeq lists its product as uncharacterized. NCBI's taxonomy places the organism in Eukaryota, Ciliophora, Oligohymenophorea, Peniculida, Parameciidae. The record is from RefSeq and is a predicted model, not a curated record. The transcript has 3 exons.
AUGGAAGAUGGCUAUGUGUAAGAGUUGUUUAAGCUAUUUCGAGAAUCAUAAUAUGUUCAACCUCCAAAAAAACCUAUUUCUGCUUAUGAAAGAUUUGCAGGGAAUUAUGAAUAAGCAUGCAAUGAUAAGAGUCUAUCUCACAAUUCUGAGUCGGCUAAAAGAUAAUGGGAAAACUUGGAAAAGGAACUCAAAGAUGAAUAUUUUCGAUUAUCAAAGAAGGAUGACGAACUCUAUGAAAAAUUGCUCCGCCAAUAUCAUUCUAUUUCUAACCUCAUUAAGAAAAAGAAGGCUGACGGAUCAGUGUUGUUUUUCUAGGAUAAAGGAGUAGAUAGGGGGUUAACUAAUCUUCAAUAAUUAUGGGAUGAGUUAAGUAUUGAGGAAAAGUAAAUCUAUGGAUAGAAAGCAUAAUAAAAUUGCGAGGACACUAUCAAGGCCUCGAUAGAAGAAUAUAUUGCAGACUAUGAGCAUUACUUGACUCAGUAGAAUGAAAAGCCAAAAGACUUAAAAUUUAUACAAAAGAUAGAGGAGGAGCAAGACGAAAUAGAUUAGAUCGAUAUCAUCAUAGGAAUAAAACGUACCAAUGGAAAGAAGGAGUAUUUGGUCAGGUUUAAGGGUAGGACUGGUAAGGAUGCAAAGUGGUUCCCAAAGAAAAAACUAAGAAAAGUGAAAGAAAUGGUUAAGGAAUUCGAGGAAACAUAUUUCAAAUAAUCAUUUUAAGAAGUUGAUUCAAGUAGUGGUUUUGAUUCAACCCCUCCUGAAUAAAUUUUCUAAGAAAACGAAAAAGAUGAUAAGUAAAUAAACUAAAAUGAUUCAUAAGAAGAUGAAAAAAACAACGCUAAAGAAACGACACAAGUAUAAAAAAAAAAAUUGAUGUCUCAACCCAAAAAAUUAUAACCCUAAGAAAACAAGAGCAACUCUCACCUUCCAGAAUCUAGUAAAUAAUCAAAAAUUUAAGCUAGACCCAAUAAAAACAAUGUGACUAAACCCUAAAAAUAAUAAGUUAAAUAAGAGAAAUCAAAAAACUAAAAACAAUAAUCAAGUCGAUCUUAAGUUGAUGUAAAAUAAACAAGUAAAUAAGUUUCACUUGAAAAAUCAAUAAAAUCUGCUAAAGAGGUUUAAAAAUAAAAAGAUAAUGUUUAGAGUAUUUAAUAGGUUCUGCAAAAAAGGACUGCCAAAACACCUAACUCAGAUGUUAAAUUAGAGAAGCCUAUAAGUAAAAGAGUUAAGAAAUAAGUUGAUGAAAAAUCUGCAGAUAAACCUACAAUAAAGACAUCUUAAUAACAAAAAUCAAAAGAAGAUAAGUAAUCUAAACAAAAAAACUAAGAAAUAUAAGAAUUACCUAUCCUCAGAAGAUAGGGUAGAAGUAAAGACACUCUAUAUUCUGAGGCAUAAAAAGCAUCAACUACAAAAUUAAAUCCUAAAACCCAAAAGCAAGAAAUCAAGGACAAUAAAUUGUCUAAGAAACAACAAUAGGUUGUGGUUUAAUAAAAAAAUUUAAGUCGCUCUAACCAAAAAUAAAAACAAGUAAGUUAACAAAAAUAAUCAAAAAAUGUAUAAAAUAAAUAAUAAUCUAUAUAAUAAUCAGUUGUUUAGGCAAAAACCAGAAGUAUAAGUGUUUAAUCUAUUAAGUCGAAUCCUAGUCAAAUUUAAUAAAAAAAAUAAAUUUCAAAUAAAAAAAAUCGAUCUCAAUCUGUCGAUGCUCCAAUUAGAGUGACUUAGAAAAGUCCUGAAAAUAAAGUUAUUAUGAGAAGCAGAAAUUCAACCAAAACAAAUGAGAGCAGUAAAAGUCUGAAGAAGGUGUCAACACAAUAAAAUUAGGAAGUGAAAAAAAGUUAAUAAAAAUAAUCAACUAAAGAAGUACAAGUUCAAAAAGGAAAAUCAAAGGCUGUUAUAUCCAAUAAAAAUUUGAAUAAUACUAAUAAAUAACCUACUACUACAAGGAGGGAGAGUAGAAAUUCUUUAAUUAAGAAUCCUCGUAAAAUCAACAAAAAAAUAUCAAAAAAAAGUAUAAAAAACAAAAAACAAGAAAUUACGAAGAAAAAGCAAAUAACAGCAGAAUAAGUAAGUGCCAAAAAUAGAAGUACAAAUUAAAAGCCCAUUCCUAAAGUUGCUUUCAGAUAAACGAGGUAAUUGAGAAGUAAAAAGUCUUAAGAUGUGGGAAGAAGAAAGCACUGA